ACCCUCUGUUUACGCUGUAUUUAUAACUCUGCAUCUUAAUCAUUCGUCUUGGUCAUAAAUUGCAUAGUUAUUUGAAGCAGUAAAUUUUUGUUUAGCGACAGCAGCUGUCAUAAAAGUGCUAAAAUGCUGUCCAACAAAUUCAUGCACAACACAAAGUUCUGGAAGAAAUUUGUUGGAGGUCUGGUUGGCUGUACGACGGCGUUUUGCAUACUAUCCAGUUCAAGUAACGAUAAGAGUUCAAAUUGGAAAAAUACUUCAGAAUCGGAAUCAGCACUUCAGAAAUUUAUUCAUUCAGACAAUAAAAAACGAGAAUUGUCCACCACCCCAAUAAAUCAUGACAAAAAGUUGAACUAUCCUAUUUGUCAGAAAGUUAUAAUUCGGAGAAGUUUUCCACGUCUCCUCGCCUGUACAAACUAUACGACAAGUUUGUGUGAGGAAGACACUUUUCCCUUGACUGCGCUAGUUUCUUAUCCAGGAAGUGGAAAUACGUGGGUUCGACAUCUUAUAGAAAUUGCGACUGGUAUUUUUACUGGUAGUGUGUACUUUGAUCACACAUUGUACGCUCGGGGUUUUUUGGGGGAGAAGGAGGAUUGGAGUUCGGGGAGAACAAUUGUGCAAAAGUUGCAUGUAAAGUAUGACUCUGCUCAACCGUUUAAACGAGGAAUUCUUAUAAUACGGGAACCCGUCGCGGCGACGAGGUCAUUUGUUGACUUCAUGGAAUCUGGACACACCGGAUGGGCUUCUCCGACUACGUUUAACAGAAAAGAGUGGCCCUCGUUUCUCCUACACUCGACACGAGAUUGGCUGAUCUUGGCAAAAAGUUGGAUCGAAUCGCCUGUAGAUUUGUUGGUCAUUCAUUACGAGAAUCUGGUCAGUUCUACGGUCAAGGAGGUGCGGAAAAUAGUAAAGUUUCUCUCAUUGGAUGAUUCACGAAUGGAUUCUGAAUGUUUUUUGAAAAGCGUCGAAGGUUCGUUUCAUCGGAAGCCACCAGUUUGGAAAAUAAAUUCACCCCCUCCGCCUAAAGCGAGGCUAAUAAUUGACAAUGGGAUUAAUUAUUUAAAUCAAUUACUGUUAAAAUACGGCAAAGAACAAAUCCCAUUAGAUAAGUAUUCCUGUUAUAGAAAUAGCAGUGAGAAAUGUGUUGGAAAAAAUGGAUAAAGACAGAUGCGAGGAUUAAAUAUUUAAAGUUGUUUGCGGAACAAA
Folsomia candida is the source of this 1203-nucleotide messenger RNA. RefSeq names its product WSC domain-containing protein 1. The transcript is spliced from 6 exons. The record is from RefSeq and is a predicted model, not a curated record. Bases 124 to 1158 code for a protein of 344 amino acids. NCBI's taxonomy places the organism in Eukaryota, Metazoa, Arthropoda, Collembola, Entomobryomorpha, Isotomidae.